This is a messenger RNA of Myxocyprinus asiaticus (Chinese sucker), 1584 nucleotides long. Its product is annotated as potassium voltage-gated channel subfamily S member 3-like. The coding region runs from base 64 to 1584 and encodes 506 amino acids. Gene Ontology annotation, biological process: potassium ion transmembrane transport; protein homooligomerization. The transcript has a single exon. Lineage: Eukaryota; Metazoa; Chordata; Actinopteri; Cypriniformes; Catostomidae. The record is from RefSeq and is a predicted model, not a curated record. Gene Ontology annotation, molecular function: protein binding; voltage-gated potassium channel activity. Gene Ontology annotation, cellular component: voltage-gated potassium channel complex; membrane.
GUCUCUCUCCAGCCCUGCUUAGCCUGACUGUCCCAUUUACUCCUUCAUGUCCUGGCCUUCAUCAUGGUGUACGGGCAGGUCCUGCACCGCCAAGGCCCAGAGGAGAGCUUCAUCAACCUCAAUGUUGGUGGCUUUAAGCAGCGCGUGGAACGGGUCAUCCUCCAGCGUUUCCCCAACACACGGCUGGCCCGACUCCUGUACUGCAGCUCAGAGGCUGCUAUCCUCCAGCUGUGUGACGACUACGCUGCAGCCGACCACGAAUAUUACUUCGACCGCAACCCAGGAUUUUUCCGCUAUGUGCUGAAUUUCUACCAUACUGGAAAGAUUCACUUGAUGGAAGAGUUGUGCGUGUUUAGUUUUAGUCAAGAGUUGGAAUACUGGGGCAUCAAAGAACUUCACCUUGACUCUUGUUGCAGCAACAAAUUUCAGGAACAGACAGAGUACGCAGGAGAACGCGAUUGGGGAAAUGAUGAUGACCCACAGAACCAGCUGCAGGACAGCUUGGACUCAUCCAUGGAAGAGCUAUCUGCAUUUGAUAAAGACCUGGAGAAGUUUGAGGGCACCUGGUGCUCUGAGAUACGCAAGCAACUCUGGCUGCGAUUGGAGAAUCCUGGAUAUUCGUGCUCAGCGAAAAUAACGGCAGUGUUUUCUCUGAGUGUGGUGCUAAUGAGUAUUGUAGCCAUGUGUGUUCAUAGCAUGCCUGAGUUCCACCAGGUGGAUGCCAAUGAUAAGGAGGUGGAGAACCCAGUGUUUGCUGUGUUUGAGACCUUUUGUGUCCUCUGGUUCUCUAUUGAAUUUAUCCUACGGUUAGCUGUCACACCAUGUUUGUGCAAAUUCCUGUGCAAUGCAUUAAACAUAAUUGACUUUGCGUCUAUUGUUCCAUUUUAUGCAACGCUGGCAUUUGAAACCGCUGACGCUGCAGAAAGUGAGGAGCUAGAGAAUGUAGGGAGGGUCGUGCAGAUCUUGCGUCUCAUGCGGAUCUUUCGCAUCCUCAAACUGGCACGGCAUUCGGUCGGGUUGCGUUCACUUGGGGCGACUCUUCGUCACAGCUACCAUGAGGUUGGACUCCUCCUCCUCUUCCUCUCUGUAGGAAUCUCCAUUUUCUCUGUGCUCAUCUAUUUUGUGGAAAGAGAGGACGAUGAGUCUAAACUGCAGACCAUACCAAUGGGCUGGUGGUGGGCGACGAUCAGCAUGACCACAGUGGGAUACGGCGACACAUAUCCUGUCACGCUGGCUGGGAAACUCAUUGCCACCUUGUGCAUCAUUUGUGGCCUGCUUGUGGUUGCUCUUCCUAUCUCCAUCAUUUUCAAUAAGUUCUCCAAGUACUACCAGAGACAGAAAGCCCUGGUGGAGUCUGACCAGCUCCAACUAGACGAUGAAAAACAUCCAGAUCUUAGCAUGCUGGAAGGUCUCCCAUUUGUUCAUAUGAGUGACCUCUAUACCCAAAAGAUGAAUUCUCUGGUGCACAGUGUGUCUUCUAAGAGUAGCGUUGGGAGUGAGGGAGGCAACACUGAUGCUUCCAGCAUUCAGGAUGUAGAAGUUCUCUGCCCUUCUGAAAUGCCAGAGGCAAAGAAAGCAACAUAA